UCUCUCCUCCACCCCUUCUCUCCAUCUCUCUCUCUGCGCUCCGCCACUCUCGCCUCCCUGCAGCUCGUCGCCGCCGAUUCGCCGCCGAUGUCCGCCGUCGCCGGGCCUAGCUCGCCGAUUCGCCGCCGUAAGCAAGGGAUUGGCAUUGUUCUUUUGUCCUUCAUCUACUGGACUGUUGGGAGUGUCAUUGCAUCGAGAAGAAAAGAUUAUGCGUAAUCGUUGAGUAUUUGCUUUGCUACGAAAUUGAUGAGAUGUCGUCUUGCGCGAAUUCGUCUGGCAGAGGCGGCCAUAUUGGUCAAGCUGACACUGUGCCCACCGGUUCAAACUUAGAUGAACGGCCUAAAAGUCCAGCAAAAGCUGAAGAGGAGGAAGACGAGGAUGAAGAUGUAGAUUUUAAUCCCUUUCUAAAGGAAACACCUUCACCAGAUGCUUCAUCGAGUCUGAGCUCGGAAAUUGAAGGAAUAGAUGGUGACGUUGUUGAAAACGGGGUUAAACCUUUACAGACAGCAGAAAUUUAUUCAUCAGAGUUGACUGAUGAGGGUCAGAGUUUUGUUGUUGAAGAUUCUGAGCAUUGUGAGGGGGGAAAUUUGGUGCUAAAUACUCUUUCCCCUAAGCUAGUAUGUGAACAAGAAUUGCCCGAACUUGUUGCCGGAAGGCUCUCUAAGACAGAUUCAGAGAUCCUAUCUCUAGCUGAAAAUGGCCAUUUACAAGGAAAGGAAGAUCAUACGGGCGGCAGACCUGACUCCCACAGCGACAUGGUUGAGGAAGCUACAAAUAGCUGGAAGCCGGCAUCUCACUCUGAUGGCGAGGAUGCUAUUUGCAAGCGUACAAGGGCUCGUUAUUCUCUGGCAAGUUUUACUCUCGAUGAACUUGAGAGUUUUCUCCAAGAGACGGAUGAUGAUGAUGACAUUCAAAAUGUUGAUGAUGAAGAAGAGUACAAAAAAUUUCUCUCAGCUGUUUUAUUAGGUGGAGAUGGCGGUGGUCAUCCAACUCCAGAAACUGGAAAUGUCGAUGAUGAAGAUGAGGAUAAUGAUGCUGACUUUGAGAUUGAACUCGAAGAAGCACUUGAGAGUGACCUUGAUGACAGACCUAGUGAUAAAAUCACGAAAGGAAAUUAUGAGUUGUCCAGAAGGCGGCCUGAGACAAGGCAGAACAGACGUAAAAGCACUUCUGCAGAGUGUAAAAAGAAGCUUCUUCAACAUGGGAAGAGGCCAUUGCGUCCCCUUUUACCAUUAGUACCUGUUGGAUCGACUUCAUAUUUACCAGCGUUGAGCGGACAACCUUCUAUCACUGAUGCUCCUCUGAACUAUGCAUCUUUAGCAGCUAAUGCUGGUUGCAUAAAUGGGUUUGCUCCUAAUCAGAUUGGCCAGUUGUAUUGUCUAAUACAUGAGCACGUGCAGCUUCUUAUUCAAAUACAUUCUCUUUGCAUUCUCGAUCCCUCUCGGCAACACAUUGCAUCACAAGUUGAAGAAUUGAUUUUACAAAUGCUUCAUAAACGUGAUCAGGUAGUAGCUCGGAGAAGCAUACCAUAUCCUGGUAUUUGCUUUUCCCCUGCAUAUGUUUGUUCAUCAACAUCUGAGGGUUCUAAAAGAUCAAACAUGGCACAACACACUUUGGUAUCUGCUCCUACAUUAGAUGCUCAGAGGGUUACCUCUACUGCGGAUAAUCAGAUGCUGGCAACUCUAAAUGGUUCCCAGGGUCAAGGACAUGAUGAAAAUGCUGGCAGUCAGGCUGUAUGUUCUCGAGCGAUGGAGGGUUCUGUCUGGUUGCCAUAUAUAAGUGGUCCUGUACUAUCGGUUUUGGAUGUAGCUCCGCUUACUUUAGUGAAGAAUUACAUCGAUGAUCUGCGUAUUGUUGUCCGGGAGCAGCGGCGAUGGCAUGUUGAAUCUACCAGUAAUAUUCUCUCUGAAAGGGAGCCUCUGUUUCCCAUUUCCAGCUCUCUGUCACCUGUAGAAGGUGAUAAUCAAGUUUUAAGUGGACCUUCUCCAUCAAAUGCUCGUACUGGUUCUCCUUCCUCUGGUCAUCAUCUGCUUAAGAGAUCAUUAGCUGCGGCAAUUGUGGAAAGUGCAAAGAAGCAAUCAGUUGCCUUAGUCCAGAAGGAUGUUGCAAAGUCGGCUCAGAUAUUCUUUCCACUGUUUAAUCAAGCACUUUUUCCUCAUAAACCACCCCCUACUGCUGUGGCAAACAGGGUGCUUUUCACUGAUGCUGAGGAUGAGCUACUUGCAUUGGGGAUAAUGGAAUUUAAUACAGAUUGGAAGGCAAUUCAGCAACGAUUUCUUCCUUGCAAGUCUAAGCAUCAGAUUUUUGUACGGCAGAAGAAUCGCUGCUCAUCCAAGGCUCCAGAGAAUCCCAUAAAGGCAGUAAGGAGGAUGAAAACCUCUCCAUUGACCGCGGAAGAGGUGCAAUGUAUACAGGAGGGGUUCAAGAUUUAUAAACUUGACUGGAUGUCAGUAUGCAAAUUCAUUGUGCCACAUAGAGAUCCAUCCUUAUUACCUCGUCAGUGGCGAGUUGCCUUGGGAACUCAGAAGUCAUACAAACAGAAUCCAACUAAAAAGGAGAAGAGAAGGGCAUAUGAAGCAGAACGGAGAAGGCGCAGAGGUGCAGAUCCAGCGAGUUGGCUAAAUGUAUCUGAGAAGGAGGACUAUCAGGUUGAGCAUGCUGGCGGGGAGAACAGUUGUGAAGACGAUUGCGUUGAUGACCCUGAGGAAGCUUAUGUACACGAGGGAUUUUUAGUGGACUGGAGACCAUCUUUCAAACAACCUCACCCUCAUGUGGGAAAAGGUGGCCUCCAUGCCACAAGGGAAGAGGGUGCUUAUGACACGCAUUGUGAAACACAACGCCACGCUGGAAACAUGCAUCAGUUUCCAAUUGCAUCAAGUUUUCAGAAUACUUAUUCUGCAUCUCGUGUCAUCCAUAACAAUGUGCAUGGUACCUCAGUACCAAUUCAUCCAGUUUCUGACACAAGUUUGUGGACACCCAAAUCUCCAUUUGGUCUCCUUUCACACAGAGGUCGUCAAACUGACAAUGCACGCUUAGUAAAAUUAGCACCAAACUUGCCCCCAGUGAAUCUUCCUCAGAAUGUUCGUGUUAUUUCUCAGUCUGCAUACCUAAGCCGUGAUGGAGCAGCUUCCACUAUUACUGGGAGUGCGGAUAAUCGACCAUGUCAUGCAGCAAAGAUUGGAGACACACCAGCUGCCCAGCAGAGCAAAAGUAUGUCUCUGAAUGAUUCUCUUGCGUGUGUGCAGCGAGAAGAAUCAAGAGUUUUCAAGGAGAAAACCAUCAAUGAGGAAAGGGGCAUUGAUUCUGAUUCCCAGAUGCAUCCCUUACUCUUCCAGGUCCCUGAAGAUGGUCGCCUGCCUUAUUACCCAUCAAACUGCAAUACCCUUGCUCCUGCCCCUUUAAGUUUUUUUCCUGGAAGCCAGCCUCAAUUAAAUCUUAGUCUUUUUCAUAAUCCUCACCAGCUAAACAAUGACAGAUCUUUUAGGCCUAGGGACUCUGCUUUCGAUAUACGUGGUAGUGGAAUUGACUUCCAUCCGCUACUUCAAGGAACCGAAGAGGUGAACAGUGAUUUAACAUCUACUAGUUCAAAGGCUCACCAGUCUGUUUCUGAUGCUGUGCAAGCUAAGGUACCAGCCAGUGGUGGCUCCUUGACUACUGGCACAGAUCUUUCUUGUUGUGCGGAUAGAGCUAGUGAAUUGGACCUAGAUAUACACCUGAGUUCUUCAUCCUCAUUGGGAAAGACAAUAGGAAGGAACACUGGGGCUACUCAUAAACUUAUAACCCCCAUCAAGCAUUCAACGAAAUCUGGAACUUUGCUUAAAAGCCAACAAACAAGCGGUCCUUUUGAUCAGCAGCCUGAAAAUCUGUCUUCGGUUAGAAGUGACAUAAUUCAAGGAUCCCAAAUGUCGAGCAGACCAAAUGAUGUUGUUCAAUCCAACAUUGAUUUGGCAGGGGAUGAGUCUCAUCCAGGAAUUGUUAUGGAACAGGAAGAGUUGAGCGACUCUGAUGAAGACAUGGAAGAACAUGUUGAAUUUGAAUGUGAGGAGAUGGCUGAUUCUGAAGGAGAGGAAGAAUCAAGCAUGGAGAUUGUUGCUGAUACAUAUAACAAGGAGGUCCAGAAUCAUGCUGUAGAGAAGGUGGUGAUGGAACCACACGAAGAUCAUCGGCAUGAGCCGAGAAAUGGUCAUCGUCUUAAAUCUGAUGAUUCUACACCUGGAAACAGCAGCCUUCCUUCCUUAAAGUUGGGUCUCACAUGUGAAGGGAGAGACAUGGCGAGUAAAUCAUGGUUGAGUUUGGAUUCGAGGUUGCGAGGCUGUCCUCCAAAUCCAACUGGUGAAACAAAGGCUCGUAAGCUUCGUUCCCCUCGUCCAAGCAGAUCCUGCAAGAAGACAAAAACAUGCACUAGAAAUAAUAUGGAGCAGGUACAUGACCAAGCUACGGAGGCAGCAAAACGGCUUGAUUUGGGCACUUCCACCAUCCCCAACAGGCGGCCUCGAAAGCGGACAUGCAGGGGUAAUGCAAAUUCAGAAGUAAGAUUGCUAUGAAGAGUGGUUGAUUUGGAUGCUGUAAAUAGUAAAGAGAAAUCUUUAUCUCCAAUUUUGUACUACUCUCUGUGCAUAGCAUGGAUCGAAUGAUGUUCACAAUUGGCCUAGUGGAUGGAUGACGGACGAAUCGCCAUUCUAUGUGAGAUUGAAGUACAGUGAAAAUGCUUUUGGGGAAUAUAUUUUUUUGAUUUAGGACGGGGCUUGAAUGUAAGUCCUGUCGUGUGAAUAUCUCCUCGACGAAAGGCACGAAGAAAUGAACAUGACCUCUUACAUUUUGUUGUC
Molecule: messenger RNA, 4826 nt
Organism: Syzygium oleosum
Lineage: Eukaryota; Viridiplantae; Streptophyta; Magnoliopsida; Myrtales; Myrtaceae
Exons: 9
Coding region: 252-4544 (1430 amino acids)
Biological process (GO): regulation of DNA-templated transcription
Cellular component (GO): nucleus
Molecular function (GO): transcription coregulator activity
Source: RefSeq, a predicted model, not a curated record